GCUCCACUUCGAAGGUAGGCGGUGACAUGAUAGCGGUUCGUUUAUAAUCUACAGCAUCCACAAACAUGCUCUCAGCAUUGUUCUUUCUGCCACAUACACCACCAGCUACCCAACGUCUUAAGGCAGCGGAUUCGGAGGACAGACAGUCCAGCAUGUGUGUCUUCACUUUUACGUAUUUCGAAUGCGGCCACAGAGGCGAAGAUCACAUCGACACGAGCACAUGCAAAUACUUCAAAAGGACUGGCGUCCACUGCCAGGACGACAACCCGCAACACAGGCUCAGACCGGGGGGCACUACGAUCGAAGUCAAGAAGAGUAAGGAACCAGGAAAUUGUGUUAAAUGCUUUCGAGUGGAGCAGGAGGCAAUAGCACGCGCCCUAGAUGAAUCGAAGAAAACCGCCGACGAAGAGGAGAAACGUCGACAAGAGCGCGAACGUGCGGAGCAUGAGGCGCGACGGAAACAGAAGCGCGCAGCAGACGAGGAGAGAGCAGACAAUGUAGAAAAAGCGCGUCUGGCGAAAGGCCGUCAACAAUUCGAGCAGAAUGAGGCCGAACAGAAGAGGAAGCGAGAUGCCAAGAUAAGGGCUGCUGCUGCUGAGAAGCGGCGUCAGGAGGACGCUGACAAGAAAGCGAAACGGGACGCGAAACAGAAACAGGAGAAACAGGACGCAGACUUAGCAGAGAAGCGGCGACAGCAGGAGCUCGCUGAGGCUAGGGAGCAAAUAGCGAGAGAAGAUGAGCUUGAGCAGGAGCGCAAGCGGCAAGAGAAGGUGAAGAAGAACGCCGAGAGAAAAGAAGCCGAGCACCAGGAGUCUCUCAGGCGAUUGAAAGAAGACGCAGACCGCAAGCGAGCUGAAGAUAAUAAAGCUGAACGACGGAGGGCUGCUGCUGAAGAGCGAAGACGCGAAGAAUCGGAGCUCGAGCGUCGGCAGAGAGAAAUCAAUGCCCAGAACGUGGCCCUGGAGAAAGCGGCACAGGAAGCAGAGGAGGGAGAAGAAGACGCCGAGCAUGCAAAGAGGGUCGCACAGAUGGAAGCAGACGUCAAGGCCGCUGAGAGAGAAUUGCAGCGGAAGCUGGCACAACGCAGGGUCGUAUCCGAGACCGAGCCAACUUCUCCAACACCAACAGAGCAAGCACUACCGCUUUCGAGACUAACAUCACCUUCAACUAGAUCCUCUGUUGACUACGGUGUGGUGAUUGGCCACCACGGACCUCAAGAACUCGGCCACGGUAUGCUCGGUGGUCGACGCAUACCACUCCACGAAUCGCAAAAACGGCCCGAACCACUCAAGACCCCGAUUUCACCGCCGAUUAAGCGUGGUCCAGCAGCUAUCAACCGCCUCGGAGGGACCAUCGAUUCUAGCCCGUAUGACUACAAAAUCCAACAGCCUAGUCUCGUCGCCACACCUGGUAUGCCAACGCCGGACUGGAGGAAGAACGCCCGACCAACAUCAGCCUCAAGAAGCAUUCCUACGCCCGAGCCGACCGGCGCGACUUUCGAACUCGAAGCUCGGUUGGCCAAACGGAGAGCUUGGGAGGCUGAGCAGGAGAAGCUCGAAGCAGAGAAGACCGAGCCAGACUGGGAGAUAGUGAACCAACCGGCCAACUCUUCAGCCAUUCCAACGAAACCCACAUCUCCUGCGCUGCAGGCACCGACAAUGUCAACCUCUCCCCCGCCAACAUAUCCUGUCGUCCCUCCUCUCGCGCACCCAAAGCUAGGAUUCGCUACCCCUUCCCCUUCCCCGGCAAUAUCAAAACCCAAGCCUCCAGUCCCGGUCAAGCGCAUACCCAGCACAUCUUCCCCAUCGCAGAUGCCCUCCAUCCCCACACCUCCACCGCUACCGUCCCUGCCAACACGACUCCGUAUCGACUCUGCGGCACCAUCGCCACAGGUUGGGAGUAAGAGGGGCGACGAUUGGGAUGAUGACGAGAGCGAGGACGAAGACAGGUUUGGUAACGACGGUGCGUGGGAUGAUAAAAUGACGAGGAAGCAGUUCUCGGCUGAAGAUGUGUUUGGAGAGCAGAGGAGGAAGGGGUGGAGGAUGGAAUGAUGUGUUGUUCAGGCCGACGUAAACUGCACGGUGCCUCAGUCAUAUAGAAUUCUCUAAUCGGGGACCCACCCAGGAAAGUGUUGCUGCCACAAUGUUCUAUUAUUUGGUAUUAUCUGGAGUCAUGAAGAGUUGGUGGUUGCCUCGAUAACAGAUGGAAAUUAUCGUACCGGCGCUCAAUUAGAACAUAACUACUUGGGCAAUCCAGCCUCUGGCUAAUUCUUUCUCAACGCAGUCUUGCCUGGGCGAUGGUUCGCGAGCUAUUUUGACCUAGGCAUAAGUGCGUGUACUGUGUGAGCUUUAUAUUCUAAAGCUUCGAAGUUACGC
Molecule: messenger RNA, 2375 nt
Organism: Didymella exigua CBS 183.55
Lineage: Eukaryota; Fungi; Ascomycota; Dothideomycetes; Pleosporales; Didymellaceae
Exons: 1
Coding region: 66-2051 (661 amino acids)
Source: RefSeq, a predicted model, not a curated record